AUCCCCACCUCUCUCUCUCUCUCUCUCUCUCUCUCUCUCUCUAUGUAUGUAUGUAUGUAUGUGUGUGUGUAUGUAUAUAUUCCCCCCCCCCCCCCCCCCCCCCUCUCUGACUCUCUCUACAGGCAUGCAAAACCUAGCUCUCCGUAAACUAAAUUUCAAUUUUGACCAUCUUGAACGUACCACUUCUCUUCACUCUCAUGAAUCCUUCUCCUUCUUUGACUUCUCACCUCUCCGUUUCAAUUUGAAUCCUGUCCGUCGCCCAUGGCGGUCUCCGGCGUCGAAGCAGUGCUGGAGUUUCUGAGGAAGAACGGAUUCUCCGACUCCGAAUCGGCGCUCAUGGAGGACUUGCUUGAAAAGUCCGAAUUGCGGUCGGCCGAUUUCGAAAGGUUUUUCUUCCCGAUGCUCCCGCCGCCGCCGCCUCUGAAGAUUCCGUCGAUGCGGAGGCGGACGGAGGCCGAGGACCGAGGCGCUGGUGGUGGUGGUGAUUCGAGCGACGGUUCUGCUGAGGAGGAGUUCGUCAGCUUGGUUUCUUCCACCACUGAUUUGUGUUCUUCGGAUUUCACAAAUCCAUAUGGCACUCACAAUAUGACCGGGGUAAGCUCCCAAGCUUCAUCAGAUAGAUUAUCUCAAUUUGGUACGGCUCGUGAUUACCAGGAUUUUGAUUUACAAAAUGACAUCUGGUGGUACAAUGAGAAAGACGAGGACUACGCUUUGCCUCCCCAUUUUGGCAGAUCAGACUCCUUUACCUGCCCAAGUGAGGACAAGUUCGUUACAACUUUGGAGAAAGGGGAGCAAAUCGACAGCCAAUUGGAUUUCAAUAACAUCUCAGAAGGAUUUCAUACUGUAGAAAGCAGUAAUUACUUGGAUAAGCCUUGGCCUUUUACUAUUUCCUCCACGGAUGACGUACAUGGGGUUCAAUGCACAGAAUAUGAUCAUUUGAACGAAAUUGUCCAACAUGAAAGAAAUGUUGAAAAGGAGAAAGGGGGGUGCACUGUUUAUAGCUGUUCUUCCCCCAAUUGUAUAUGCUGUUCAGAUGCAGGAAUUUUCGGAAUGGAUCCUAAGGACCGUAGUCUCGUGAGUCCAAAAAUUGAUGGAAAUAGCAUUACCUGUGACAGGAGCUCCAACAAUGACUGUGCUGCAGACUUCAAAGUUACUGCUGACUUUCAUAUUUUGGUUGCUGAGAAAGAUCUCCUCCAUCGUGAGAAAGACAACUGUAAAGGUGGAAACGCAACAAAAGUAGCCGCAGUUGCUCAUGAGGCAGAGGUUGAUGCUAAUGAAGAGGAUGGUGUAAGCGAAGAUCAGCUUCCGAUGCUUGACACUAACGAGGAUGAAUAUGAAGUAUUCGAUCUAAGAAUUAUCCACAGAAAAAAUCGGACUGGUUUUGAAGAGAACAAAGAUCUGCCUAUAGUACUCAAUAGUAUCAUUGCCAGCAGAUAUUACAUUACAGAAUACCUAGGUUCAGCUGCUUUCAGCAAAGUUGCUCAGGCACAUGAUCUGCAUACAGGAAUGGAUGUUUGCUUGAAGAUCAUUAAAAAUGACAAGGACUUCUUUGAUCAGAGCUUAGAUGAAAUCAAACUUCUAAAGUUUGUGAAUAAGCAUGACCCUGGUGAUGAGCGCCACAUUUUGCGGUUAUAUGAUUACUUCUACUUUCAGGAGCACCUUUUCAUUGUUUGUGAACUUCUUCGGGCAAACUUGUAUGAAUUUCAGAAAUAUAAUCAAGAAUCUGGUGGAGAGUGUUACUUUACGCUGAGCAGACUGCAGCUCAUAACCCGGCAAUGUUUGGAGGCGUUGGAAUAUUUGCAUCACUUGGAGAUAAUUCACUGUGAUCUUAAGCCAGAGAAUAUUCUUAUCAAAAGUUACAGCAGAUGCGAGAUAAAGGUUAUUGAUCUUGGAAGCAGUUGCUUUCUGACAGACAACUUGUGCCUUUAUGUACAAUCUCGUUCCUAUAGGGCUCCUGAAGUCAUCCUAGGCCUCCCUUAUGACCAGAGGAUUGAUCUUUGGUCUCUUGGCUGUAUCUUGGCUGAGCUAUGCUCUGGGGAAGUCCUUUUCCCAAAUGACACACUUGUGACGGCACUUGCUCGCAUGAUUGGCAUGCUUGGUCCAAUUGAUAUGGAGAUGUUAGAGAAAGGGCAGGAGACCCACAAAUAUUUUACAGAAGAAUAUGAUCUUUAUCUCAUAAACGAGGAUACAAGCCAACUGGAGUAUGUAAUUCCUGAGGAGUCAUCCUUGGAGCAUCACAUGCCGGUCUCUGAUAUUGGAUUUAUCAAUUUCGUGAGGGACUUACUCGAGAUAAACCCUCAGAGGCGUCCGACAGCAAGGGAGGCCCUAGAGCACCCCUGGCUUUCUCACGAGUAUGAGUUGAAUUCCUGCUGAAUUUAUGAGCAAAUGGUUGUUUCUACGGGCUUACCACUGAGGCAGAUCUUCAGCUGAAUGAAUAGCUUCCUGUCAGCACAAAAGCCAACAAUAGAUGUUUCAACUUCUGAUCCUGAAUUACUGGUCAGUACAUACUGCAUAUAAACUAACUAAUCUGCGUUGUGUAUACAUAUUCUUUUAUCAACAAUUUUGAAACUCGUUCUGUUUGUAAUUCUUUCUUUUCUGGGAAAGUGGCUUUUUGAGUUGUCCCGGAUGCAGCCUCAUCCAUUAGAUAUCCAAUAAUGAUUCGGGUUUGAGAUGUUAAUGGACUUCCCUCUUUGUAAUUGAACACUUGUUGUGAAAUGAAUCAUACAGUUUUUUGGUGAGAAAA
Messenger RNA from Rhododendron vialii, 2743 nucleotides. RefSeq lists its product as uncharacterized. The coding region runs from base 262 to 2373 and encodes 703 amino acids. Gene Ontology annotation, molecular function: protein serine/threonine kinase activity; ATP binding; protein tyrosine kinase activity. Gene Ontology annotation, cellular component: cytoplasm. The transcript is spliced from 7 exons. Gene Ontology annotation, biological process: peptidyl-serine phosphorylation; peptidyl-threonine phosphorylation. Lineage: Eukaryota; Viridiplantae; Streptophyta; Magnoliopsida; Ericales; Ericaceae. The record is from RefSeq and is a predicted model, not a curated record.